CUACAUAAGGAAUUUCACAGGCAGGACAUGUUUAAAUUUCAUCCCAGGACCAUUCUCAGUAGUACUCACCUGAAAAAAGCCAAGCAUAAUUACGAAAAGCUUACUCCCCUCUCCCGAACACAAACCAGAGCAUAACGAGAAGCAUCGGAACAAAUUCCACAGGAAAAACAAAUCGAGCGAGUUCAGGAAGAGCUAGAAAUAAACAGAAACACCCAAUUCUUAUUUCUCAAGCAAUAUAGCAUACUCUGCUAAAUACAACUGAGAAUCGAGCAACUGUAACUUACCGACAGCCCCGCCGACAGCACCGCCAACGGCGACACCGGCAGUCACACGAGCCAAGCAACUAUCUCUUGCCAUUUCGUGACCUGAAACGCUCUACUUGAUCUCCAAAGUUGACACCUUCUUCAACCUCCCGCUAUCAAACCUCGUUGGAUGGCAGUCCGAUCAAUUUCACUGCCCAAAUCGACGCUUUAGGGCAACAGAGUUCAGACGAUAUAUGAUAUGAGAAGACCAAGGGAAAACCUUAUUGGGCCGAAUUAUUCGGAACUGGUUAUUUUUCCGUUGGGCAAACAUAUUGGGCCGAAAAUGUAAGCCCAUAUGUUAAGUUUUUUUCCGCAAAAUUUAUUACGGUUUCGGAAUUCGGAUUAGGUGAGGAGAGGACUGAGCAGGUCUCUCGUUAUUUGCAACGAAUCGAGAGGUCAAUAAAAUCUAUCAGCCGGAGGAGAGUCGCCCCCAGGGACCCCGUUUCCGUCGACCGCCCACCGUUUUCCGGCCAGACAGUGAGCAGAGCUGAAUUUUUUUCACGGUUGCAGCAUCAAGAGAACGUAGAAUUUGAACCAACAGGGUCAAUUAGGAUCUAGGAGUUUCCCGUCUCCGUAAUUUCUUCCUCCUCGCAUUUCGCUCCUCCGGCGACAAUGGACAACGAAGUGGAUCCGUUUCCAGGUCACAAGCGCUGCGGUUACCUCUGCGCUGUCCUCGUCGCUCCCUCGUCGGCGGAUCCCCUUGCGUUUCUCUCUCCCUGCCGCCUUUUCGCCGACGGCAAUCGCGUCGGUUUCGUGACUGAGCAGCACAACGUUUUUCUGUCAAUGGUCUCAGAUUCCAGAAUUGAGCCGCAAGUAACUACUUCAGGUGCAGGGGCGGUUGAGGAGACAGAAAUUGGAUCCAAAGGCGGGGUUACGAGGCGGAAUGAGAGUUCGGGAAGGAGGAAGGGCGGCGGCAAAAGUAGCCGCAAUGUGUCAGGGAAGAAGAGGAAGGUAGUUAGAGGGAUCGGAAUGGUGAAUGGAAGCUUGAGCGUUGUGCAUCAAAUUCAUGCUCUUGUGACUCACAAGUGUAUAAAGACUCAGGCGCGGGUAUUGCAGUCCGAAGUGCGGGAGAUUGGCGGCGAGGAGAGGUUGGUGGUGCUGGUGGACGUGUAUCUGCCGUCUGAGGUGUGGUCCGGGUGGCAGUUCCCCAAGUCUGGGCCGAUAGCCGGUGCUCUCUUCCGGCACUUGAGCUCUGAUUGGACGAAGAGAAGUUGGAUGCUUGCCAAUCGAGGAGCAUUAUCUGAAGAUAAUGGUAUUUGGAAUGUCUCUCCUUGUCAUGCUCUUGACUGCAAAGUACACUGCGAUAUCUCUGAUUCUCUUAAGAAGAAGAAGUUUAAACUGCAUGAAAUCUUUGCUAGUUUGCCUAGUUUGGGAGGCAGGGAAAACUAUGGUUCUUUGAGUCUGAAACCAGCAGAUGAUUGUCAUGAUUCUGGUAUUUGGGAUGUUGCUGAAGAUGUAUUGAUAAACAUUUUAUCACUUCUUGGUCCAUUGGAUCUUGUUAGAGUCGCUGCUACUUGUCAUCGAUUGAGAUCAUUGGUGGUAUCUAUCAUGCCGUGCAUGAAACUUAAAUUAUUUCCUCACCAGCGUGCUGCUGUUGAGUGGAUGUUGGAGAGGGAGCUGAAUGGUAGAGUAUCCCCACAUCCUUUUUUCAUGAAAUUUUCAACUGAAGACGGGUUUACAUUUUGUGUAAACACUGUCUCUGGUGAAUUAGUGUUAGGGGAGGCUCCCACUGUAAGGGACUUCCGUGGGGGUAUGUUCUGCGAUGAACCUGGCUUGGGAAAGACCAUAACUGCUCUUUCACUUAUUCUUAAGACACAAGGAAAAAUGGCAGACCCGCCAAAUGGAGUGCAAAUCACGUGGUGUACACAUAAUGAUGAUCAGAGUUGUGGCUACUAUGAGCUUACUGGUAACAACCUUGCUUCUAUGAGUACACCAUCUGGGAAAAGUCUUGCGAGCCAGAGUGCUCGCAGGGGUCAAUUAUCUUUGGAUGAGGUCACUCCUAUUAGUGAUGUGUCUUAUCCCCCCAAUAAAAGAAGAAGAUUAUUUGAUACUGUUGAAACACUAUCAACAAUAUCUCCCAUGUCCGGAAUCAUUGGGCAGCCUUCUAGAUGCACCAGAAGCAUGAGUUCCGCUAAGAAAAAUCUGUUAUUUGCUUAUGGGGAAGGAUCCGGUGUUUCUUCCAAAACGAAGGCAGAUAAAUUGAAGAAGAGGAAGCAUGCAAGUAACUCGCUUGUGAGCUGUGUAAAGAGUGCUGCAGCAAAUUGCCCUAUGUCUAAUGAGACUUGGGUUCAAUGUGAUUCAUGUGGAAAGUGGAGGAAGCUUCCAGCUUCCAUUAAUACUCUGGGUGCUGCAUGGUUCUGUAGUAUGAAUACUGACCCCACACAUCAAAGUUGUAAAGAUCGUGAGGAGUUAUGGGACAAAUCUGCAUCUGUGACAGAAAUGCUUGGGUUUCACAAGAGAGCAACUUCUGGGGCAAAAGACCAAAACAUUUCAUUUUUCAUUAGCGUUGUCAGGGAGCACUGUUCAGCAAUGAGCUCAAAAACGAAGAAAGCAUUGAUGUGGCUGGCUAAACUUCCUAUGGAUAGACUCUCUUUAAUGGAAACUGUUGGAUUGGCGAGCCCAGUUCUAGGAUCUGGUGCUGGAGAUGCUAUUGCUUUCCAUAAAAUCUUUCAAGCAUUUGGUCUUGUAAAGAGGAUAGUGAAGAAUGUUACUAGGUGGUAUUACCCUCCUAAUCUUGACAGCUUGAUAUUCGAUUUGGGUGCUCUCAGACUUGCUCUCUGUGAACCACUCGAUUCCAUGAGGUUAUACCUGUCGAAAGCAACUCUUAUCGUUGUUCCAGCAAACCUUGUAGAUCAUUGGAGAAAUCAAAUCCAGAAACAUGUCGAACCUGGGCAGCUGCGGGUCUGCAUUUGGACAGAUCAUAAAAGGCCUCCUGCCCACAUUUUGGCUUGGGAUUAUGAUGUUGUUAUUACAACGUUUAGCCGUUUAAGUGCUGAGUGGGGCCCAAAUAAACAAAGCCCUCUGAUGCAGGUGCAUUGGCUCAGGGUUAUAUUAGAUGAAGGACACACUCUCGGAUCUAGCCUGAAUCUAACAAACAAACUGCAGAUGGCAAUUUCCAUAAUGGCUUCCACUCGUUGGUUGCUAACAGGAACGCCAACAUCUAACAUUCCUAAUAGUCAGCUCUCGCAUCUCCAGCCAAUGCUUAAGUUCCUACAUGAGGAAGUCUAUGGGCAAAAUCAGAAGUCAUGGGAAGCUGGUAUCCUUAGACCAUUUGAGGCAGAGCAGGAAGAAGGUCGCCUUCGUUUAUUAGAAUUGCUACGCAGAUGCUUGAUCAGUGCUAGGAAGAAAGACUUAAAGAAUAUUCCCCCUUGCAUGAAGCAAGUAAUCUUCCUCGACUUCAAUGAGGAACACGCUAGAAGCUAUAAUGAAUUGGUGGUUACUGUCCGACGGAACAUCUUGAUGGCUGACUGGAAUGAUCCAUCACAUGUUGAGAGUUUACUCAAUCCAAAGCAAUGGAAGUUUCGAAGUGCAACUGUUAGAAACGUCAGGCUGUCUUGUUGUGUGGCUGGACAUAUUAAAGUGAGUGAUGUUGGUGAGGAUAUUCAGGAAACAAUGGAUCUCUUAGUUGGAAGAGGUCUUGAUCCCAUUUCCGAGGAGUAUGCCUUGAUAAAGUAUUACCUUCAGUAUGGCGGCCAUUGUCUCAGAUGCAAAGAAUGGUGUCGUCUACCUGUCAUCACACCAUGUAGGCAUCUUCUGUGCCUUGGAUGUGUCGCUUUAGAUAGUGAAAGGUGUACUUCUCCAGGAUGUACUUAUUUAUAUGAGAUGCAAACUCCUGAGGUAUUAACCCGUCCAGAAAAUCCAAAUCCCAAAUGGCCGGUCCCUAAAGAUCUAAUUGAGUUGCAGCCGUCAUAUAAACAGGAUGACUGGGAUCCAGAUUGGCAAUCAACAUCAAGUAGUAAAGUAGCUUACUUAGUGCAGAGGCUGAAAGCUUUGCAACAGGCUAAUACGGACAGCAGGCUCUGUAUUCACAAGACUAGCGAUGAGUCUGAGAUGAGUAGUUCAACUGGAGUAGUGCAACAGGAAGAUGGCCAACAGAAUUCUACAGCUUAUAAGAUUAUCCAAGACAAAGUGAUUAUAUUUUCUCAAUUUCUAGAACAUAUACACGUCAUUGAACAGCAGCUGACAUUGGCUGGCAUCAAGUUCACUGGACUCUACAGCCCAAUGCAUUCUCACAACAAGGUGAAAUCACUGGCCACAUUCCAGAACGACGCGGACUGUAUGGCUCUUUUAAUGGAUGGAAGUGCUGCAUUAGGCCUCGACUUAAGCUUUGUCUCGCAUGUGUUUCUAAUGGAACCAAUCUGGGACAGGAGCAUGGAGCAACAGGUGAUCAGUCGGGCUCAUCGAAUGGGCGCCACUCGCCCGAUUCAUGUCGAAACUCUGGCAAUGCGUGGAACAAUCGAAGAGCAAAUGGUGGAGUUCCUUGAGGGCACUAAUAACUCGGAGGACAUAGAAGAAGAAAUUGAUAGGCCAAACCAGGAGUUUGCAGAGUGCAACUAUUUGGCAAGGCUGACAUUCGUUCGCACGGCGUCUGCCUGCUAAAUCUUGAAAGAAGCAAGCAGCCUUUGAUAUUCCUCACUGUAACAUAGGGACUAUAGAUGUAGUGAUUGCAGGUUUUGCCUCUUCCCUAUUCUGUUUGUUGUAAGAUCACAAAAAGGAAAUGGUGAGAGUAACGCAGCAUUCGGCGGCCGGAGCCCUCAAACUCUCCGAAGAAUACAUCAAGACCAGACAGAAGAGGGUUGCAAUUUGUUUUUACAGGAGCAGAGCCUUGUUUCCCCGUGAUGAGGCAAAAUAUGAAGAAAUGACAGUUAGAAAGAGUGAGCCUUUACUUAACUAAUACCUGGCCUCUGAGACUGAGACAAAUUUUGCGUUGUGCACGUAAUGAGCUAAGCCUUCUUUCCCCAAGCUGACAGCUUGGUUUCUCGUCCUUGGGGACUUGGUACUGUUGAUACUCUAGCCCUUCGAGCUGCCUACUAGCAUAUUUCUAGCCAUGGUGGUCAACUGCAUGCAUGAUCAUUGAUUUGGUGAGCAUAGUUAGCAAGGCAAUUAGAUGCAUGAACCGCGUAUUGAAAUACUA
Molecule: messenger RNA, 5436 nt
Organism: Linum trigynum
Lineage: Eukaryota; Viridiplantae; Streptophyta; Magnoliopsida; Malpighiales; Linaceae
Source: the annotation of a GenBank genome assembly